This is a messenger RNA of Cydia strobilella, 974 nucleotides long. RefSeq lists its product as uncharacterized. Bases 96 to 974 code for a protein of 292 amino acids. The record is from RefSeq and is a predicted model, not a curated record. The transcript has 3 exons. NCBI's taxonomy places the organism in Eukaryota, Metazoa, Arthropoda, Insecta, Lepidoptera, Tortricidae.
UCUAACCACCCAACCAUCCAAUCCAAUCCCAAUAGAAUCCUGAAUCCAAUAGGAACCCAAUAAAAUCAAAUAUAAUCCUGUUACCCAACGCAAAAAUGGCUUGUUGCUGUCAAUCCUGCAAAAACAAAUCCUCAUCCAGCUGCCUCGGCCGAUGCGACCUGCCGAAGCACAGAUGCCUGGAGAAGGAGGAAGUCAAGCCCGGACCCGUGCCCAAACAUAUGGGAUGGAUGUACUGCGCUAAAUCUUCUCCUAGGUUUCAGCAAAAAUGUGGUUGGCGGCCCGGCCACAUUUCCUGCACAGUCCUUCGCCGAAUCGAAGCCCACAACGGCUCAAGAGAAACCUGCGCCAUCUGCCCGUCGAGAUGCUCAAGCAGACCUUGCCCAUCCAGAUGCUCAUCCAGACCUAUCUGCUCCCGUCCUUGCUCAAGAUCCUGCUCCAGGGCUUGCGUUAAACCCUGCUUCCCGCCGCCUUCUUCUUGCUCUGGACCAACUUGCCCACCUGGAAUGCCUCUAAUCAGAAUCGUAAGACACGGUGGCAAAUACAAAAUAUGCACGAAGCCUUCUAACCUCGACAAUUCGCCUUCCGGCCCGUAUCCUCUGAAAUACGUACUGAACGCGGACGCCGACACUUCUUCGACAACGAAAUUCAGCAUCGAGGCGAAAUUCAACGAUUAUCAAUAUGAUUACACGAGCUCGCAGACUUCGUUUAUAUUAGACUUCUCUCCACCGCCGACAUCGUGCGCGAGACCUUGCCCGAAGAGGAGUAUUUUAUGCAUGUUUGGAACGUGCUCCAAUUCCUGGCCGCCUGCCACUUCAACUGCUGAUAAUGGAUCUAAAUCCCAACAAAACGAACCUAUUAAAUCCAAGCCAGAUCCUGCAGACUACAAUGCCAACACUGGCACCACCAAACGUGAUCCCAGUGCUGAUAAUUCUGUCGCAGACUACAAUUCGAAAUUAAAAAUAGAUACUUCUUAG